This is a messenger RNA of Oryzias melastigma (Indian medaka), 1276 nucleotides long. RefSeq lists its product as uncharacterized. NCBI's taxonomy places the organism in Eukaryota, Metazoa, Chordata, Actinopteri, Beloniformes, Adrianichthyidae. The transcript has 5 exons. The record is from RefSeq and is a predicted model, not a curated record. The coding region runs from base 152 to 940 and encodes 262 amino acids.
CUCGCGACUUUAUAGUUUUUAACGUUCUCGUCUCGAGACGAGUCGUGACCGUUGGACGGUCGUGUUUGGGUGAAACGCGUCCCCUCGUUCGCGGUUAUUUCAGUUUGAGGAAGCAGUUGGUUAGCCAUCUCAAUUAGCCAGUCUGCCAGAGAUGGGAACGAGAGCAAGUCGCUACCAGGAGGAGCCGGUCCCUUCUCCCUUUGGGAAAGACGGCACUAAGGGGGGCUCCUACCGGCGGCCCCGCUGCGCACGGCCCACCAGUCUCGUCGUUGACUUCUCGGUUAGCUUCGAGGACACGGAGGCCAACCAGAGUCGCUCGGAGGAGGGCAGCGACUCGGACUUGGGGCAGCACGGGGCCAGCGCGGACGGCAGCCCCGCCGACCACCACAGCAUCCCCCCGAGCAUCAGCCAAGCCGCGCGCGCUGACGACAACAGCAGCAGCGAGGGGAAGCCCGAGGAGGACGGCGGCGUCAGCCCGGGGAAUCCUGCCGACGCGGAAAACCAGCACGGGGACGACACAGGCCGCACACCUCACCGCACUUUUUCCGAACGCCUCCCCGGGAGUCGCCACCCAUCCUCCCGCAGCGUGAGCGCGAGGUCCGUCCGGGUUCGUGGCACACACCAACGGCCGGUGUCAGACGCCUGGAUCGGCCUGUACCGCGUUAACAACCGACAUGGAAAUAUACGCUGUCCUUUCUGCUCCAAGCCUUUCCCGGGGGGUCGGAUCGAGGAUCACCUGUUGAGCUGCCUGACAUCUCCCACCCUACCUUACAACACGGAUGUUCUCAGUAAAGACAGCGGAGAGUGCUCCAUUUGUUUGGAAGAUCUCGUCCAGGGGCAGACCAUUGCUAGGCUGGCUUGCCUCUGUGUGUACCAUAAGAGCUGCAUCGAUUCCUGGUCCAAGGUGAAGCCUUGCUGCCCCGAACACCCUUUUGAUUGAUUGUUGGGUUAAAUGUAUUCAGCACAGUGGCCAACUCGACUCAGGAGACUGCACUGAAUCCCAGUAAACCCCUAAAGUGUUGCAUUGAACAAACUCCAGUCCACUUCCAUACGGAGACGGCGCUCUGAAGAGGGGAACCUGCAGUUCCAUCUGGAAAUCUCAAUUCCGUGGACUCUUCCGUUUUCUCGGAUGGAUCAUUUGAACUUAAAUGCCAAACGGUCAAAGCAGCUGCUGUCUAAUGUGUGGCCAAGACUCCUGUUGGACCAGAAGCGGCGUCCUUCUCCUCUGUGGACUCGACUCCACGCAGCAUUUAAAUAAAUCCUGAGCUCACCUGAA